This is a messenger RNA of Syngnathus acus (greater pipefish), 3763 nucleotides long. It is a transcript of the gene adarb2, whose product is annotated as adenosine deaminase RNA specific B2 (inactive). Gene Ontology annotation, molecular function: double-stranded RNA binding; double-stranded RNA adenosine deaminase activity; tRNA-specific adenosine deaminase activity. The record is from RefSeq and is a predicted model, not a curated record. NCBI's taxonomy places the organism in Eukaryota, Metazoa, Chordata, Actinopteri, Syngnathiformes, Syngnathidae. Gene Ontology annotation, cellular component: cytoplasm; nucleolus. The transcript is spliced from 10 exons. The coding region runs from base 337 to 2625 and encodes 762 amino acids. Gene Ontology annotation, biological process: RNA processing; adenosine to inosine editing.
ACACCUCCCAGGCAGCCACGAUUGGACCCUAAUUAGAAAGCUGGCUGAGGAAAAGAUAGGCGUCACGCGUGUCCUGCUUGAUUGAAUCCAAAGUAGCUGACGCCUAAAUUUCUACAGAGGCAGUGAGCACUGCGAAGCCGCAAGAGUGAUGCUGCGCGCAAAGAAAACCGUCUCCUCCACACGCGGAGUUCCGACUAGAAGGUUGUGAUAACGGGAGCAGCUAAAAACAACGCACCCUCCUUUUUUUUUCUUUUUUUCCCCCUGUUAGGAGGGGGCAAAUAAAGGAGGCGAAAGAAGAGUGUCCGGCCACAAGUCUCAAGUUAUUAGAGAGGGCAGAUGGCGUCCGUACUUGGGAACAACAGCCGCGCGUCGGGGGCUCAAGGUGGUCAGGUUAAAUGCAAGCUGAAAAGGAGGAGGAGAAGGAGAUCGAAGCGAAAAGAGAAAGUCAGUAUGCUGUCGGCAUUGAUCACUCCCUUCAAGUACAUAAGCCCAGGAACCAGCAGCACUGAAGACGAGGACAGUUUAAGUACCAGCAGUGCGGAGGUGAAAGAAAACCGCAACAUUGAUAACUUGGAGGAUCGCUCCUUAGCAUCUGCUGAGUGUCAAUCACUCUUCUGUUCAGAACCUUCAAGAAGUGGGACUUCUAGUCUAAAGAGAAAACGGCCUCUGGAGGAAGACAACAACGGUCACUUGAGCCAACUCCGUCUGAUCUAUAAGAAAGUGUCCUGGUCCGAGGCACCGAAGAAUGCUUUAGUUCAGCUAAAUGAGCUCCGGCCUGGUCUUCAGUAUCGCAUGGUGUCCCAAACGGGUCCGGUCCACGCUCCUGUUUUCUCCAUUGCUGUUGAAGUUAACGGAUUGACCUUUGAAGGAACGGGUCCAACUAAGAAGAAAGCAAAGAUGAGGGCAGCAGAGCUGGCCCUGAAAUCCUUUAUUCAAUUUCCCAAUGCUCCUCAGGCCCACCUAGCUAUGGGAAACAUUUCAAACCCAUCAGCUGACUUCACCUCAGACCAAGCUGGCUUCCCUGACACUCUUUUCAAGGGGUUUGACUCUUCCCCUUGUUCUGCAGACUUUACCUUUUGCAACUCCGAAGCAGAAAGUCAGUUAUUAUCAAGUGAGCUACUGAGGCAUGGACGUUUGCUCCGCCAUACCUUGGACCUGAUGGUACAGGCUCAACAGAGGUUAGGCGGAAUAGUUCCUGAGCCAGAUGGACCCAAGAGUCCUGUGGUACUGCUCAAUGAGCUCCGUCCAGGGUUGCGCUAUGCCUGUCUUUCUGAGCGAACCCAGGGCAGAAGGUUGCGUAGCUUUGUGAUGGCGGUACGAGUGGAUGGCCGCAUCUUCGAGGGCUGUGGACGCAGCAAGAAGAUGGCCAAGACCCAGGCUGCCCAGUGUGCUCUUGAGGCACUCUUCAAUAUCAGGACAGCCCCUGAAGGCAGGAUGGCUCUGAAGACCAGCAGGAAGAUAUGCCCUCAUUUACCCCAGGACUUUGCCGAUUCAAUAUUCCACUUGGUGAGGGAGAAGUAUCGCUCACUGGUGGGCGGCUGCAAUCCGGCUUACGCUCAACACAAAUCCCUGGCAGGCAUCGUAAUGACCCGAGGUCUGGAUAUCAACUAUGCCCAGGUGGUGGCGUUGUCCACAGGAACCAAGUGUAUCAACGGGGAGAAUCUGAGUGACCAUGGACAAGUGGUCAAUGACUGUCAUGCUGAAGUGACUGUACGCAGAGCUCUGCUACGUUUUCUCUACUCUCAACUGGAGCUCUUCUUUAGUAAAAAGCCAGAAGACUGGGAGCAGUCCAUUUUUGUGCGGCAUAAGGAACGCAGCUACAGAUUAAGAGACAGCGUCCACUUCCAUUUGUACAUCAGCACCUCACCGUGUGGAGACGGGAGAGUCAAUUCACCCUACGAAAUCACCACAGACCUACCCAGCAGGAGACACCUCAUGAGGAAGCACCGCUGCCACCUUCGAACCAAAAUCGAAUCAGGCGAGGGGACAGUCCCGGUGAGGUGUCGGGGGUCCGUCCAAACGUGGGACGGCGUUUUGCAAGGAGAGCAGCUCAUCACUAUGUCCUGCACUGACAAAAUAACCAGGUGGAAUAUUCUUGGCCUGCAAGGUGCGUUGCUGAGCCACUUAAUAGAGCCUGUGUACCUUCAUAGCGUGACCGUGGGCAGCUUGCGCCACACUGGCCAUCUGGGCAGGGUCCUCAACCAGCGGCAGGAACGACUGGGCCCCCUUCCCGCCAAUUACAGACGCAACCAGCCGCUGCUCAGUGGGUUAAGCUGUGCCGAGUAUCAACAUUCAGGGAAGGCCUUGUGCGUGAGUGUCAACUGGACGUUGGGCGACGCGCAGUUGGAGGUGGUCAACACCGCCACGGGACGGAGACGUGACUCAGGGAUGCCUUCACGCCUCUGCAAACACGUGCUGUUCUCACGCUGGAACAGACUUUACAGCAAGCUGGGGAUCCCCGCGUCCUGCUCGGAGGACGGCCAGCUGCUUUACUGCCAGGCCAAGAUGGCGGCACGCUCUUACCAGACAGUCAAGCAGCAGUGGUUCAGGUCACUGCAAGAAACAGGCCUGGGCACCUGGGUGAAGAAACCACCUGAGCAGGAGCAAUUCUUGCUAUCGGACUGAGGAGUGUGUGUUUCUGUGUGAACUUUUUUUUUUUUAGGGUGAGAUUGGGGUCAUGCUUUUUGCAGACGUGCAUCAUUGUGUGUUUUGUUGCCCACACAUCCACUCCACUGCUCAGUACAAAAACCGGAAGCUCAACUACACGUGCUGAGAGGAACAGGAAAUAAAAGGGAUUGUGUGUUUUUGUUUUAUCUUAUGUGUCCUUUAAACACGCUUACACACACAUGUGUCCACCCCCUUCGCCCCCACUCAGGUGUGGCGUCUGUCAAAGAAGGGUGGAGUAACCUUGAGCUAAAUGAAAGGCAGCCGCUAUCUUGUCAUCAGCUAUUUCCGGGCCCCAAGGCUCCCGCUGAGGAGCAAAGCCCUGGGAGAGAGCGAAAGAGACAGAGGAAAGGAAAAGAAAGAGAGAGAGAGGACCACGUCCAAUUAUUGGCCCUGUCAUGGUGAUGGGCGAUAGAGGAAAAGAAAGAGUGAGUGAGGAAAAAAAAAGGUGGAGACACAAUUCAAUGCCAUCUCAAGCGACCCGUGCUCACCUUUUUCAACGUUCGUCCUCCGCCUCUGACUUCGCCCUUUUUCUCGCCACUUCCUUUGUCUCCCUCGCCCCCUCCCUCCACCGCUCCGCUUCUUGUCAAUCUCCACGGCAGCCUCGCCUUUCAAACGCGGCGCAGUUUAACACGACACGACGACAGGUUAAUACACCCCACUGGGUCGGGAGACGAAGUACACAAACGUGGCCAUUACCGCUUUCCUAAGUGCGGGUGAAGCUGAUAAUGGAGGGAGCGGCUUUUUGGUUCAACUCGUUCAUACUUAAUAUAGCUCCUCACCCUUUUUCUUUCCUGACCUGGAUCCACCUUCUCAAUCGGGGCCUUGUUGACCUGAUUCUCUACAGCUAUGAUCAUAUUUGAAUAAUGGGGAAGAGUAUUAAUCAUGUUAUUAUGGACUUCAACAGCAAAUUUGAUAGCGGCAAAGCGCUACUUUUCUAUUAAAAACCACAGGCUCCACUUCUGCGUAGUAGUUCCACAAGAUGGCACUCAAGCAAUUAGAUUUUCUCCAGUGAGCACACAUUUGGAAAAAAGUUUUGAAACAUGCUUCUGUCACACCAAGAUUGCAUAUAGUGGCACCAAACCACUACUUUUUAUUU